This is a messenger RNA of Leucoraja erinaceus (little skate), 1420 nucleotides long. RefSeq names its product solute carrier family 25 member 27 (gene slc25a27). The transcript is spliced from 9 exons. The coding region runs from base 285 to 1205 and encodes 306 amino acids. NCBI's taxonomy places the organism in Eukaryota, Metazoa, Chordata, Chondrichthyes, Rajiformes, Rajidae. Gene Ontology annotation, biological process: response to cold. The record is from RefSeq and is a predicted model, not a curated record.
CAAAGAUCAUAGACCUCCGCUCUAUGAUCCAAAGAUAGUAUCUUUGCUGAGCAGCUUCUCCGGGUUCAGCACCGCCCCCACUGCACACUCUGACCCUUACACCGGGCGGGGCCUUGCACACUUUACCUCUCACGCCUGUUUGCAAGCUGUGUUUUUCCCCUGGAGACAGCGAUAUGCCAUUGUUUUGUCUGUCAGAGCAUGCAAUGUGAACUGUUAAUUUCCUGUCUUCAUAUAUUGUAGGUCGCCGCUCCCACGGUGUCUGAGCCCCGGGCUCUCCCAGUGCAAUGAGCCCGCAUUCCCUGCCAACCAAGUUCGUGCUGACUGCCUGCGCCGCCACUAUAGCAGAAACAGUAACCUUUCCUCUCGAUUUGACUAAAACAAGACUUCAAAUUCAAGGGGAAGCGGGCAACCGAUUCUAUGAAACAGCGAAGCCUUACAGGGGAAUGGUGAAGACAGCAAUUGGAAUAGUUAAAGAGGAGGGUGUGUUCAAGCUGUGGCAAGGUGUUACUCCUGCCAUCUACAGACAUAUAGUGUAUUCCGGUGUACGGAUGGUUGCAUAUGAACAGCUUCGUGAUUCACUACUUAAAAGGAAUGCUGAUGGCUACUUCCCAUUGUGGAAAGCUGUAUUAGGAGGAAUGUCGUCUGGUGCCCUUGGUCAAUUUUUUGCAAGCCCAACAGAUCUGGUGAAAGUUCAGAUGCAAAUGGAAGGGAGAAGAAGGCUGGAAGGAAAACCUCCAAGAAUCCACGGAGUCUACCAUGCUUUCGUCAAAAUUUUGUCCGAGGGUGGAAUCAGAGGAUUAUGGGCAGGUUGGAUACCAAACGUGCAGAGAGCUGCCUUAGUCAGUCUGGGAGAUUUAACUACCUACGACAUGGUCAAACACUUCUUACUACGAAACACAACUCUGAAGGAUAGCAGCUUAUGCCAUGGUUUAUCAAGCAUUUGUGCAGGACUAGUUGCUGCUACCAUGGGAACCCCUGCAGAUGUCAUUAAAACCAGAAUCAUGAAUCAGACAAGAGAUAAACAAGGAAGGGGUUUACUAUACAUAUCCACGUAUGAUUGCUUGAAGCAGACAAUAAAGAGAGAGGGAUUAUUGUCAAUGUACAAAGGGUUUCUCCCAACUUGGGCAAGAAUGGCACCUUGGUCCAUGACAUUUUGGCUCACGUUUGAACAAAUCAGAAAAUUAACAGGCAUCAAUUCAUUUUGACAUUUAUUCAAAUCUAAUAUAACUUCCGUGAAGAUACAAGAGACUGCAGAUGCUGGAAUCUUGAGCAAACCCCAAAGUGCUGGAGGAACUUGGCGAGUCAGGCAGCAUCCGUGGUGAGGAUGGACAGAUAACAUUUUGAGUCGGGACCCUUCUUCAGACUGCCUGACCCUCCAGCACUUAGUCUUUUGUUCAUAACUUCUGUGAACAACUUGUUC